Molecule: messenger RNA, 1905 nt
Organism: Pecten maximus
Lineage: Eukaryota; Metazoa; Mollusca; Bivalvia; Pectinida; Pectinidae
Product: ankyrin repeat domain-containing protein 50-like
Exons: 8
Coding region: 226-1890 (554 amino acids)
Molecular function (GO): protein binding
Source: RefSeq, a predicted model, not a curated record
AUACACAGGUAGACAGACGAUGAGAUAUGUUUCAUUCAUUCUAAACCCUCGCCAUUUAUAGGACAUUUUGUUAUCCUAGCUUGGUCAUCCCGCAUCUACCCGUCACGUUCUAAUUCAGCCAAAUCUUUCCGGAAUCUUUAUUUCAAAAUUCGAUAAAACUUUGUACAAAUAGCAAGUAAGAGAUAUGAUGAACGAUUCCAGGGUCACGUCAAGAGAAAAGAAAACAUGGGAUUGAAUACCAGUCGAACAGAAGACUAUGCUGAUCUCUUCCUGAGAAUACAGCGAGGGGAUUUAGAUGAUAUUCAACAGCACCUCAGUACUGGUAUCCAGAUAAACAAGCAAGUGGAUUCUACGUCAGUCCUGUACAGAGCUGUGAAAAGUGGUCACGUGGACGUUGUAAAACUGCUCAUAGACUGCGGAUGUGACGUGAACAUUGGUCGAACCAAUGAAUCUCUUGUGUCCAAAUUGUUGCCAAGUACGCUGUAUGAAAUCGAGAGUCCUCUUCACCGUGCGUGUGAGCUUGGUCAUGUUGACAUAGUUCUCCAGUUACUGUCGGCUGGAGCAGAUGUUAAUAGGAAAAACCAGUAUGGAAUGACAGCAGUAUGGAAAAUGGCUGCCGAAGGUAAAUUUGACAUGCUGAAUCUUCUUCUACAACAUCCAAAUGUAGACGUCGCUCUUCCAUCGGGAGAUAACUCCAUUCCUGCUAUGAAUAGCCACACCACGCCGCUUAUCAUGGCGGCUAGGAAAUCGCAUGACGCGGUAGCUGAAUUAUUGUGUCAACAGUGUUCUAAUGACGUCAACCGUACGGACGGUCAAAGGCGGACAGCCCUACACUACGCAGCGAAUAACGGUAACGACGAAAUGACGGCCAUGUUGAUACAGAGAGGGGCGAACAUCGACUGUGUAGACGAAGAUGGGGUAACGCCCCUUUACACGGCCAGUAAACAUGGUCACACAGCCAUCGUCCGAAGGCUGCUUACGGCAGGAGCUGAUAUAUCUACCUCAACAAGCACUGAGUCUGCUAGCCCCGGAUUCUACCCGCUCCACAUAGCAGUGUUCCAUUGUCACAUUGAUGUUGUACGACUACUCUGUGACGCCUGCCCAGAAAUGGUUGAUGUCCGCACAACGACAGAAAAGACACCUCUAAUUCUCGCUUGUUACACCGGAAGACGGGACAUCGUGUUAUUGUUGCUUAAAUGCGGAGCUGAUCCAAAUGUGAAAGAUUCCCUCCAUCAAACGCCGCUGCUAUAUGCCCUCAGCCAAGGGCUACAGAUGGAUCAAAAUAGAAACAUUAACGCCGAGAAUAAAAACGACCAGGUCGCUAAAAGUCAGUUAUCGGUGAAUGAUUGUAGUCCAAUUCCGAACAAUUUCAUUGGCUAUAGUAGUUAUGACUAUGUUGAUGAUGAUGACGAUGUUUCUGUUUUAGAACGUCUGAUUCUGUAUGGUGCUGACGUCAAUACACUGGAUGUUCAUCAACGUACAUUCGGUUUCUACAGUAUCACUAAAGGAACACUGUCUCAGAGCGUUGUGAUGAUGAAGUAUGGCGCUCCUAUACAUCCAUUUGACCCUAUUACUUUCUCAAAGAUGGAAAACUGUGAUAAAUUGAAAGCCUUAAUUCAAAUUGAUCUACGAUUUAGAAAUGUUGCAAGAAUAUGCUGUGUUAAUCAACUCUUACAACCUACACUUGAACAAUACCUGGAGAAAGAGCUGACGAAACCCGCAAGUCUAAAAGCGCAAUGUCGUCACAUGAUACGUAAAGAUUUGUUAUCAAAGCAGCUUGGUGCUUUAUAUAAGCAAACUCAGGAACUACCGCUACCAAAACUGCUCAAGUGGUAUAUAUUACUUAAUGAUAUAUGUAAUCAAUUCGAUGUUUCAUCCAAAUAUACAUAAACAUAUGAAAACCUG